Molecule: messenger RNA, 1570 nt
Organism: Pogona vitticeps (central bearded dragon)
Lineage: Eukaryota; Metazoa; Chordata; Lepidosauria; Squamata; Agamidae
Source: RefSeq, a predicted model, not a curated record
UUGAAAUUAGGAUUUAAUUAAAUUAAACAGUUGCUUUUAGGAAACAGAGCUGAGAAUGAUUCCUUGACAAACGUGCAUUCAUUAAAACUAUAUAUGUUUGUGCUAAAGACUUUACAGAGAUGAUGAGGGCUCUGGGUUAUCCCCGGCUCAUCUCCAUGGAAAAUUUUCGUACUCCAAACUUCAUGCUGGUUUCAGAGAUACUGCUCUGGCUGGUGAAAAGAUAUGAGCCUCAAACGGAUAUCCCUUCCGAUGUUGAGACAGAGCAGGACCGGGUUUUUUUCAUUAAGGCAGUUGCUCAAUUCAUGGCAACUAAAGCUCAUAUAAAGCUCAACACCAAGAAGCUCUAUCAGGCAGAUGGCUAUGCUGUGAAGGAGCUGUUAAAGAUCACGUCCAUACUUUACAAUGCCAUGAAGACCAAAGGGAUGGAAGCCACUGCAGUGGAGGAAGAAGAUACAGGCAAAUUCAAAUUUGACCUUGGUUCAAAAAUUGCAGAUCUGAAGACUGCCAGGCAGCUUGCUUCAGAAAUCACCUCGAAAGGAGCAUCUCUGUACGAUUUACUGGGCAAAGAAGUGGAGCUAAGGGAAUUGAGGGCGGAAGCGAUUGCCAGACCUCUGGAGAUAAAUGAGACUGAGAAGGUGUUGAAGGUUGCCAUCAAAAACAUUCUGGAGCAGGUCCAAAAAACCAAAGACAUGCUGAAUAAUGUGGCGUCAGAUGAAGCCAGCUUGGAGGCCAAGAUUGAAAAGAGAAAAGCAGAGCUUGAAAGGAAUCAGAAGCGCCUUCAGACACUACAGAGUGUUCGCCCAGCCUUUAUGGAUGAAUAUGAAAAGAUUGAGGAGGAACUGCAAAAACAGUAUAGCUCUUAUCUAGAGAAGUUUCGUAACCUUGCCUAUUUGGAGCAACAGCUAGAUGACCAGCAUCGCAUGGAGCAGGAAAGAUUUGAGGAAGCAGAAAAUACCUUGCGGCUGAUGCAAAACAAGUUGAAGGAGGAAGAGAAGCGGUUGCUGAAGACUGGAAGUAAUGACGACUCAGACCUGGAGAUCCAUGAGGAUGAAGGGUCUGACAGUGAAAUGGAAGACAGGCAGCUAAUGAAGCAGCAUACGGCCAUGGAGAUGUUGAUGCAAGGGAGGCCGAGCAAGCGGAUCGUAGGAACAAUGCAAGGAGGAGACACGGAGGAUGAUGUCGGGGCGCCCCAGGCCCGAGCCGGUAAACCCCGAGCCUCCAGAGCCAAGGCUAAGGAAGACUCAGAGGACAGUGAAAUAGACCUGGAUGAUGAUGACGAAGAUGAUGAGGAUGACUUGGAAGAUGACAGCUUGGAUCUCUCUCCCAACAAGGCCAGCCGAAGAGUCAGGAAACCUGAACCCCUGGAAGAGAGUGACAACGACUUCUGAGGAGCCACAGACUCUCCUGACGCCAGUCUUGGGAAGCAGAGAGAAGCUAAGGAGCUGUUUAACACAUGCCUGCUUGUUUGUCCAACGGGAUGCACUCUGCAGCCAGAGGAUACAUGGAAAUAUUCCGCGGAUCCCAGCCUGUAACUCCAGCAAGAGUCCGCUGCUGAAUUAGUUCUGUCUUA